This is a messenger RNA of Lampris incognitus (smalleye Pacific opah), 1739 nucleotides long. It is a transcript of the gene scnm1, whose product is annotated as sodium channel modifier 1. Gene Ontology annotation, cellular component: nucleus. The record is from RefSeq and is a predicted model, not a curated record. Bases 1 to 888 code for a protein of 295 amino acids. NCBI's taxonomy places the organism in Eukaryota, Metazoa, Chordata, Actinopteri, Lampriformes, Lampridae. The transcript is spliced from 8 exons. Gene Ontology annotation, biological process: RNA splicing.
AUGAUUCCUUGCGGAAAUUCCGGAAGUACGAACGGCACCGUUUACGCUGUCGUCGUCGUCGUUCACGUUUUCUUCACAGUUGCGGUAAGCUUAUGGCUAAUAAGCAUGUCCUUUAAGAGAGAAGGGAGCGACCAGAGUCAGCUGAACGUUCUGCAGAAACGGCGUGUUGCAGAUCUUCUGUCUAAUUUCAUUCCAGAGGAUGAAGCGGCCCUGAUGAAGAAUGGAAGGUACACCUGCCUUGUUUGCUCCUACCGCCCCGUCUUUGAUACAGUUGAUAUGCUGACAGUACACAGGAAGGGAAAAAAGCACCUGGAAGGGCUAAAGUGGUUUUACAACAAGAAAACACAACUGAAGCUGGAAAUAGAAAAACGAAAACAUGAAAACUAUGCCGAAGCAGAAGUUAGCAGAAAGGAACCUUCCAGUUCGGCCCCUUUAUUAGCACAGACACGGAAGCUCACCCAUCAUGCGUUGCUGAAAACUGUGCCAUAUAACAGCUGCCACCGAAAGACCAGGACAAAUUCUGAAAGUGGACCUUUAAGAACUGGCUCAGACCCCUUUGGCGACCCUUUCGGAACAACACAACCUGAACUAGAUAAAUCAUUUGGAAUGACAAGAGACAAGCUACCAUCAAGUAGUUCUUGCAGCUUCAAUGCAGCCAAUAAAGGAUCAGAUACAACUGGAAAUGAAAAGGGAUCUCAGCCAGAGGUAUUACAGGAAUCAGAGCCUUUAACACCCCAUAGGAGGAGAGAGUUGGAGCAUUACCUUAAACUGAAAAGUGAUGGGUGGUUGAAAGACAAGAGUGGCCAGUGGGUUAAAGAUGAGAAUGUGGAGUUUGAUUCAGAUGAAGAUGAACCUCCUGCACUCACCGCACCUCUUCAAAGUGACUGAAACAAAAAAAAAAACAUCCAAAAAAAAAACCAUUAGUUUUACCACAAUGCUACAAUGAGCAGCCAAAGUGUUUCUUGACUGGGCCACAGCUCCAUGUGGAAGGACUGUCUUUUAGAGAUAGGGAACUUCCAUGAGUCACAGAAAUGUCAUUGGUGGUUUUAAAAAGCCAGUGUAAUAGGUCAUCUCACUCUGAAAUACCCUUGUUUUUCAUGAGUUGGAUUGUUUUGGAACAAUGCUUUUUUUUCUUAGAAGGUGCUCGUUAAACUUUUCUCUCUUGUGAUGCCGGUGAGGGCAAGGUUCAGUUGUUGUUAGAGAGCAACCAAAACCAAAUGCUGGAUGCUACAUGCCUGCUCCUGACCAGUGCCCGUCCAUCAGACCUGUUAAUAGCUCCAAAAUCCCAUUAAAGAGAAUUUAGAGAGUACACAACACCGCCUCUCCAAGUUUAACUUUUCACGGUCCCUUCACAGUCAGAAAGUUGUCAGAUGAAGUUGAAAGCUCCCUUAACUUCAAAACUGAAAGGUGCUGCCAUCACUACUAGCAAAGAUGGGACUAUUUCCUUCACCCAUUGUUUUUCUUCCCUCUUAAUUUUGUUCAAUUUCUUGCCUCUAGCAGCACUAAGCCCCCGUCAGUUUAACCAUGUAUCAGCGGCAGGAGAGGUCGACGUCGGUGCUAAUCUUAGUAGCAAAGCCACUGGUUAGCAUUCCUCAUAAGGUUUACAUUCAUGGUCCCUCCUAGUGCAGUUGUGUUAAAUUGGAUGAGACCCCAUGGGUCAGUGAGGGACGGAGGACUUAACGUGGGUUAGUUUCUAAUGUUGACGUUAACUUUUAUCAAACUUAAUAAAAACUGGUGUU